This is a messenger RNA of [Torrubiella] hemipterigena, 1978 nucleotides long. Lineage: Eukaryota; Fungi; Ascomycota; Sordariomycetes; Hypocreales; Clavicipitaceae. The record is from the annotation of a GenBank genome assembly.
AUUUGAUGACGUUGGCGAUGGGGAUGUACUGUGCCACAGGACGAAUAUAUAAAGCACCAAACACUUCCCUCUGUUGUCCAACGUUUCUUCAAUAGACAUCGCUAAUACAUAUUUACUAUGAAACCUCAAUUUUCUAUCAUCGGCGCUUUAUGCGUCGCUACAUCAACAGCCACUCCCAUAGCCAGCGUCAACACUGGCGAUAUCAAAUGGUCGCCAUGCAACUUUGCCAAUGAAACAGUACCAAUCUACUGCGGAAAGCUAACUGUGCCGCUUGAUUACACCAAAAAGAACUCUACCGAUGUUAUCGAGUUGGAUCUGCAGCGCAUUCCGGCAUCCAAAUGUGCCAAGAAAGGCAGUAUCCUGUUCAAUUUUGGUGGUCCCGGUUCCGUUGGUGCAGCUAGCUUUGUACCCUUUGGAAAGAUUCUACAGGCAAUUACUGGCGGUGAACAUGACUUGAUUACCUUUGCUCCUAGAGGCACCGGGAAAACGCUCCCAUACUCUUGCUUCAAGAAUAGCUUGUACCGCAUUCCUGCCGUCCAAACCGAAGCCGGACGUGCGUCAGACGUAGCUGUACCAGACAUCUGGGCGAAAUCUACUCUGUAUGAUGCCUCUUGCUAUGCGGCUCAAAACAAGACGGGAGAGUUUGUCGGCACGGCAUUUGUUGCUCGAGACAUGAUGCAAAUUGUCGAUGCGCUCAAAGAAGAUGGCUUGCUGAGAUACUGGGGUGUCUCUUAUGGAACCGUACUAGGAGCCACUGCCGUUGCCAUGUUCCCGGACCGCAUGGACAAAGUCAUUCUGGACGGUGUUGUAAACGCCGAAGAGUACUACGAAAACAAGGAAGUUGAGAUUUGGACCGACUCUGAAGACGUCUUCCGUGGUUUUUGCUCUUCGUGCGUUACGAACCGGACUAGCUGUCCCAUCGCUGGUAACAGAACCUCUGAACAGCUGGAAAGCUACUUGAGACGCGCCAUUGAUGACAUGAAGCAGCACCCAAUAGCCAUUCCAAGCCCAGAAGUCCCAGGUGGUGGUGUUCUAAUCACCUACAGUUUGGUGAAGAGCAUAUUACACAGCUCGCUAUAUAACCCGUCACAGUGGCCCGGACUUGCCAUCAUAAUUGAUGCACUUCUACGUGGUGAUAUCCUCGGGCUCGGAGGAGUUCAGCCCGCGUCUGGUGGCGAGGACAUGACAGGGUAUGAAGAGGCUCUCUACGGUAUCAAAUGCAGCGAUAUGCGCUGGCACACGAACAACCUAACGGAAAUCAUGCCGACAAUCAACGCUCGCCACAACAAAAGCGCCUUGUUUGGCGACGUUGCGGAUAGCAUGGUCGCCCGCUGUGCACAGUGGCCAAUGUCAGCCAAGGAGAUCUAUAGAGGCGACUUCAAGGUCACGCCCAAGAAUCCCGUCUUAAUCAUCGGUAAUGAGCACGACCCUGUCACGCCUCUCGUGUCUGCCCGCAACAUGACGGAGCGGUUCCAAGGUAGUGUGCUACUUGAGCAGAAGAGCUAUGGUGUAAGUAUAUCACAUACCCAAUAAGUUUUGACGCCGCUAACCCGUAUAUCUGCAGCAUGUGAGUCUUAGCCAGGCGUCCAUCUGUACAGCUAAGGCCAUCAAGUCGUAUUUCGUGGACGGCAAGAUGCCUGCUGAAGGGACAAAGUGUGACAUUGACGCCGUGAUGUGGUCGGGCGAUGAUGGUUGGAAAGACAUUCUCGAUAAGCUCAACUAGAACAAGCCCAUAGAAACCUCGUAUUUAGACAGGACAUUGUUACCCUUCUUCCAUUUAGCCAGUAAAGCUUCUAGAAUUCAUACCUUGCAAAGCCGCGUUCCAUUGGUCAGACCUGAUUUACCCCCUGUGAAUCACGGACGGCAUGGCACAACUCUUGCCCGACUAUUUUUGGGCAGCGACGACAUGAUUACCAACCAAUCAUUCGAACAUGCCCCCGUCGCAACACUAACGCAAAUUGUCCGGGGCAGAUUUCUU